Molecule: messenger RNA, 1977 nt
Organism: Auanema sp. JU1783
Lineage: Eukaryota; Metazoa; Nematoda; Chromadorea; Rhabditida; Rhabditidae
Source: the annotation of a GenBank genome assembly
UUGCAUGCUUCGGACGUGGAAUUAGCUUUGAGAAUAUUUCGGCACAUCGGGGAUGUUUCCAUGGUGUUUGCUCUCGAAAGACUUUUACCGAUUGAAGACAAGAAUCUUCUUGCUGGACAGAUAGCUGUCUUGUUAGGGCGAUUUGAUCAAGCAGAAGAGUUAUUACUUCGGAGCUCAAUGCCAAUCGAAGCUUUGAAUUUACGGAGAGAUCUACUAGAUUGGCCAGUUGCUCUAAGUUUAGCUGAGAAACUUUCUCCUGAAGAAAUACCAUGCAUCGCGAAAGAGUACGCUCAGCAGCUAGAGUUUAUUGGUGAUUAUUCUUUAGCAUUAGCGCAUUAUGAAAAAGGAGUAGUCGAAGCUGAUGAUAUGAACGAGAAAAUAAUGGAACAUAAUGAAGUUUGUCGUGCAGGUGUUGCUAGAAUGUCUAUCAGGACGGGCGAUAUUAGAAGAGGAAUACAAUUAGCACGGGAGCAAGAAGGAAGGUUGAUCAAAAGAGAUUGUGCUAUAGCCUUAGAGCAACUGAAACAACUGGGAGAAUCAGCCGAACUGUAUGAGUUAGGACAGUACUAUGACAGAGCUGCUGCGGUCUGCUUGAAAGCAAAAGCUUGGGGAAAAGUUGCAGAGCUUUUGCCAAAAGUUAGAUCACCCAAAAUUCAUGCUCAGUUCGGCCGUGUUAUGGAGUCCGAAAAAAAAUAUCAAAAGGCUGCAGUGGCUUAUAAAGCAGCAAGAGACUAUGAUAACUUGGUGAGAGUGUUACUGGAUCAUUUGGACCAGGCAGAAGAAGCUGUCAAAAUUGUUCGAGAAAGCAGAAGUGUUGAAGGAGCCAAGCUAGUUGCAAAGUUUUUCUCCAAAUUAGGAGAUCAUAGUUCUGCCAUACAGUUCCUGGUUAUUUCUCAGUGUCAAAUGGAAGCUUUUCAACUUGCAGAAACCAAUGAUCGGAUGUUGGACUAUGCUGUUGCAAUUGACGAAUUUGGAACACCUGAGCAAUAUGCUCAACUCGGUGAAUAUUUUGCUAAUUCGGGUGACAUGGUCAACAGUGGGAAGUUUUUCAAAAAGGCUGGUCAUUUCAAUGCUGCUCUCAAUCAGUUAAUUCAAGCUGGAGAUCUCAGGGAAGCUUAUUCUGAAGGAAUAGACACCGUUGCAAAGUCAGGAGAUCCUAACUUGAUGAAAAAGUUUAAAGAUUACUUACUUGGAGAGCUGGAUGGCAUUCCCAAGGAUGCUCAUCACCUUUUCCGAUUCUAUGUUGCCCUCAAACAAACUAGAGAAGCUGCGAAAACUGCCAUAAUAAUAGCUGUAGAUGAGCAAGAAAACGGAAAGUACACUAAAGCACGUGAAGUUCUCUUCUUCAUGUAUAGGGAAUUGAUUUCUCAAAAUAUUCGAGUGCCUAUGGAAAUGGAAAACAGUCUUAUGCUUAUCCACUCAUAUCUCUUGGUCAAAGUGUUAAUGGGGAUGGAACAAUGGAUGAGAGCUGCUCGACUAAUUUGCCGAGUUGUUUCUAAUAUUAGUCGUUUCCCUGCUCAUAUAGUACCGAUUUUAACAUCAGCUGUAGUUAUUUGCUCGAAAGCAGGUCUCCAUAAUGCAGCUCUGCAAGCGGCAACACAGUUGAUGAAUCCUUCGUAUCGCAAUAAAAUCGACGCGAAGUAUAAGAAAAAAAUUGAAUCUCUCGUUAGAAAAGGAGACAGAAAGAAAGAUCCUGAGGACUUGAAGUCACCCUGUUUUUUUUGUCAGGUUUUGGUUACAGAGAUGGACUUACACUGCUCGAGCUGCAAAAACAAUCUACCUUAUUGUAUUUUAACAGGACGCCAUAUUACUGCUGGCGAUUUCGCUCUAUGCUCACAGUGCGAUUUUCCGGGUUACUAUUCUGAGUUCAAAAAACACAACACUUGUCCCAUGUGCAACGCUCCCACUAAAGAAGUUAUUCCUGGAAGUUCUCAGGCAUACAUGUCGAAGUUGAAACAUCAAACAGCUCGAGAUUAG